UCCCCAGGUAGCCCAGCGCGUGGCGGUCCCCCUUUGGCUGAGGCCGCAGCCCAGCUGAGCAGAUUCGGGGGGGACCCAGGGGGGAAGGUCUGGGAACCUCGGGGAUUCGGAGCCCGCUGGCGCUUCGCCGGGCCCAGGGCUCCCCCGGCGGGGACGAGGUCCACCUCCUCCCGGAACUGGCCGGCGCCGCGAGGCGGGACCAGCGGUAGUGCCGGGCUGCGGAGCGCCAGGGGCCAUGGAGGUCCUUCCCGUCGCCGGGGGCCGGACGGGGCUCCCAGAGCUGGAGUUCCGCGGCGGCGGCGAGGCGAGGCUGGAGCACGCAGUGGAGGAAGCAGUUCCUGGAGUGGCCCGAACUGCACCUCAGCCGAGGGUGGCGGAGCGGCCGCCGGGUUCCCGGGGCUCGUGGGAAGGCGAGGAGGAACCGGAGCCCGAGCCGGGCCAGCAACCCGGCGGCCGCACCAGCCGCACGGCGUCCCUGGUGAGCGGCUUGCUCACCGAGCUAUACAGCUGCACGGAGGAGGAAGAGGUGGCUGGAGGGAGUCGCGGGCUGGGGGGCCGGCAGCGGCGCCGCGACAGCCUGGACAGCUCCACCGAGGCCUCGGGCUCCGACGUGUUCCUGGGCGCGCGCGGCGCCGGCGACUCCCGCGUGCUGCAGGAGCUGCAGGAACGGCCGAGUCAGCGGCUCCAGAUCCAGUACCUGCGGCAGAAAGACCCUAAUGAACUGAAGGCAAUCCUUCAGGAGCUAAAGUACAGAAUUGGCAUUCAGUCAGCCAAGUUACUUCGGCAACUGAAGCAGAAAGAUAGGCUUCUGCAUAAAGUACAGAGGAACUGUGAUGUGGUGACUGCCUGCCUGCAGGCUGUGUCGCAGAAGAGAAGAGUUGACACAAAAUUGAAGUUCACUCUUGAGCCAUCUUUAGGUCAAAAUGGUUUUCAGCAGUGGUAUGAUGCUCUCAAGGCUGUUGCCAGACUAUCAACAGGGAUACCAAAGGAAUGGAGGAGAAAGGUUUGGUUGACCUUGGCAGAUCAUUAUUUGCACAGUAUAGCCAUUGACUGGGAUAAAACCAUGCGUUUCACUUUCAAUGAAAGGAGUAAUCCUGACGAUGAUUCGAUGGGAAUUCAGAUAGUCAAGGAUCUUCACCGCACAGGCUGUAGUUCUUACUGUGGCCAAGAGGCCGAGCAGGACAGGGUGGUGUUGAAGCGGGUGCUGCUGGCCUAUGCCCGAUGGAACAAGAACGUCGGGUACUGCCAAGGCUUUAACAUCCUGGCUGCGCUAAUUCUGGAAGUGGUGGAAGGCAACGAAGGGGAUGCAUUGAAAAUUAUGAUUUACCUCAUUGAUAAGGUACUUCCUGAAAGCUAUUUUGUCAAUAAUCUGCGGGCAUUGUCUGUGGAUAUGGCUGUCUUCAGAGACCUCUUGAGGAUGAAACUCCCUGAAUUAUCUCAGCACCUGGACACUCUUCAGAGAACUGCAAACAAAGAAAGUGGAGGUGGAUAUGAGCCCCCGCUUACGAAUGUCUUCACAAUGCAGUGGUUUCUGACUCUCUUUGCCACGUGCCUCCCUAAUCACACAGUUUUGAAGAUCUGGGAUUCAGUCUUCUUUGAAGGUUCAGAAAUCAUCCUAAGGGUGUCACUGGCCAUCUGGGCAAAAUUGGGAGAGCAGAUAGAAUGUUGUGAAACAGCAGAUGAAUUCUAUGGCACCAUGGGGCGCCUCACCCAGGAGAUGCUGGAGAAUGACCUUCUGCAAAGCCAUGAACUCAUGCAGACUGUUUAUUCUAUGGCGCCAUUCCCCUUUCCACAACUGGCAGAGUUGAGGGAAAAGUACACCUACAACAUUACACCCUUCCCAGCCACAGCCAAACCCACCUCAGUUUCUGGACGACAUGGUAAGGUGAGAGACAGUGAUGAGGAGAACGACCCAGACGAUGAAGAUGCCAUUGCUAAUGCAGUGGGGUGUCUUGGACCUUUCAGUGGACUUCUGGCACCUGAAUUGCAGAAGUACCAAAAACAGAUGAAAGAGCCAAAUGAAGAGCAGAGUCUGAGAUCCAAUAACAUCGCGGAGCUGAGUCCGGGAGCGAUCAACUCCUGUCGAAGUGAAUACCACGCUGCGUUCAACAGCAUGAUGAUGGAGCGCAUGACCACAGACAUCAGUGCCCUGAAGCGGCAGUACUCUCGGAUUAAAAAGAAGCAGCAGCAGCAGGUCCACCAGGUCUACAUCAGGGCAGGCUCUAAAGAAGAAAAAGACCAUGGGUUCUUUUUAGGCCCUGAGGAGCAGGCAGUUGAUGACAAAGGACCAGUGACCAGCAUUCUCCCAUCUCAGGUAAACAAUUCUCCAGUUAUAAACCACCUUCUUUUAGGGAAGAAGAUGAAAAUGACCAACAGAGCUGCCAAGAAUGCAGUCAUUCACGUCCCUGGUCAUGCAGGAGGCAAAAUGUCUCCUGUCCCCUAUGAGGAUCUAAAAACAAAGCUCAACUCUCCGUGGCGAACUCACAUCCGAGUUCACAAGAAGAAUAUGCCAAGGAGCAAGAGUCACCAGGGCUGUGGGGACACCAUAGGGCUGAUAGAGGAGCAGAACGAGGGUUGCAAGACCAACAGCCUGGGGGCAGCAGAGGAAUUUCCCUCCAGGUGUGCAGCCACUGCUGGAAGAGAAGGCAGCAGCUCUGAGGGUGGCAUUGGCAGGACAAUUGAAGGACAGUCUCCAGAGCCGGUGUUCGGGGACGCUGAUGUCGAUGUGUCUGCAGUUCAGGUGAAGUUAGAAGCCUUGGAACUGAACCAAAGGGAUGCUGCUGUUGAGACUGAGCCCAAGGUGCACCCACCCUGCCAACUACUUGUCUCAGAGCCACCUGAUGCCCCUGGAGAAAUCAAAGCCACCAGCAAACCUCCCCAAGGCAGCCACUCGAAAACCCCCAUCUUUAGCCCUUUCCCCAGUGUGAAGCCACUGAGGAAAUCAGCCACUGCCAGGAAUUUGGGAUUGUAUGGUCCUACCGAAAGAACCCCAACCAUGCACUUUCCUCAGAUGAGCAGGAGCUUCAGCAAAUCCAGUGGUGGGAACAGUGGCACUAAAAAGCGAUGAUGUCUCUCAGUGACUUUGUGCUGGAUCACCUCUGUGCAAGGGUUCCAGCUGCACCUUCCGGUUUCAUUUGUCCAGUGAAGAUGAAUAGGGAGGUUCAGAGAUGAGCAACAACAUUCCAUGAAGGUGGGAUUCGAGAGUUUUAUGAUGGAACUAGAGUAGGGAUGUUUUCCCUCCACUCGAUAACUGAUGAAGUGGACUUUUGUGGCAGAAUAAAUAUUGUGAUUUUAAAGUGUGAAGUUUUCCCAAUUUUUCCAUGUCAGCUAUUUAGAAAAGACUAUGUCUAGACUGUUAAGCCCUCUACUGUUCUGUCCCAAGGGCCUUUCAGGAUCCUUGUGACAAAACCCCCCAAACCUUCUAAUUCUCUGGGUGUUACCCAAGCAUGCAUACUCCAGCUUACUAGAACAGAAACUGUAAAAAGAAAGUCAAGUUUCUCAUUUGCAAAACUCCCUGAUUUUCUUCUUCCUGCUCUGUUGGGGCUGGAGGGGAUUUUUUUGUGUGUGUGGAGUUUUGUUCAGUAUCUGUCUCCAAAUUGUGUUUUAAGCUUAUGCUAAAGUGUAGGAGAAAAAUUGAUAACCUUUCUUUACCUUUCUGUUUCGACAGCAAAAUGAAGAAAACUAAUCUGUUAAAAAAUUUAGGUCGCUAACCAAAUUGAAUGUCAUAUGCACAGAACAGAAAUUAAUAUGCAUUUAACAAUUGCCCUGAACUGCUUGCUAAUUCUACUCAACUUUCCCCGAGGUUCGUUUUCUCCUCUCCAUAAGAGCAUGGGUCCUCAGUGGUACAGAGGACUCGAUAGCUCUGCAGGGAGCUCCUCCUGCGUCCUUAGCCAUGCAGCUCAUUUACCUACCAGCUCUCCACCGCAGAUGCAUACAGCCUCUGCUCAAAAGCCAGAACACAGCACCUGUGACUCUGUUACUUGAAUU
Messenger RNA from Sciurus carolinensis (gray squirrel), 3987 nucleotides. It is a transcript of the gene Tbc1d30, whose product is annotated as TBC1 domain family member 30. The transcript has 14 exons. The record is from RefSeq and is a predicted model, not a curated record. NCBI's taxonomy places the organism in Eukaryota, Metazoa, Chordata, Mammalia, Rodentia, Sciuridae. The coding region runs from base 236 to 3067 and encodes 943 amino acids. Gene Ontology annotation, cellular component: endoplasmic reticulum.